Messenger RNA from Micromonas pusilla CCMP1545, 1548 nucleotides. RefSeq lists its product as uncharacterized. The coding region runs from base 1 to 1548 and encodes 515 amino acids. The transcript has a single exon. NCBI's taxonomy places the organism in Eukaryota, Viridiplantae, Chlorophyta, Mamiellophyceae, Mamiellales, Mamiellaceae. The record is from RefSeq and is a predicted model, not a curated record.
AUGCAUAUGCGAUGGCGACUGCAGGUCGUCGCCAUAACGCGCCGCGCCGGCCGCCACCGCCGGUCGUCGCCGUUCCACGACCGCGCGCGCCGCGAGUGCAUGCUCGCGUCGUCCGCGCACCUCCCAGCGUCACCGUCUGCCCCCGCGCGCGUUCGCACGCGUCGUCGCCGCGCCAUGCCGCGCGGGAAGGCUUUCAUCGCCGCCGACGCCGCCGAAUCUCGUCGUCCCUCCGCCGCCGUCGCCGUCGACGACCCGACCGUCGUGGACGCGUACGGCCCCGCGAUACCGGGCGAGCACAAGUGGCUCGGCGCCGCGGUCGCGGAGGACGGCGCGAUAUACGGCGUCCCGUCGCACAACCGGCGGGUCGUGCGGGUCGUCCCGGGCACCGGCGAGGUCACCGAGCUCGGCUCCGACGACGUGCUCUCGACGAGGAAGUACAAGUACCUGCGAGGCAUCCGGACGUGCGCGGGGACGAUCUUGGGCAUCCCCGCGUGGGCGGACUCCGUGCUCGAGAUUACGCCGGAGACGGGGGAAGUGAAAACGCUCGGGGAAGGAACGUUACCGCUAGGAAAAUGGAUGUGGCACGGCGCCGCCGCCGGCCUCGACGGCAACAUUUACGGCAUCCCGUCCAACGCCGACGCGGUGCUUUUCGUGGAUCCGCGCACGAAAGAGAUAUCCACGUUUGGCUCGGACGUCAUCCCGCCCGGGCAAAAUAAGUGGUACGGCGGCAUCAGAGGCCCGGACGGGUGCGUGUACGGCAUACCGUACGCCGCGAACAGCGUGUUGAAGAUCACGCCGGAGACGCGAAAGGUGGAGCACCUCGGCGAUUUUUCCGACGUUCCCGGAGGUUGGAAAUGGCACGGCGGCGUGCUCGCGCCGGACGGGUGCAUCUACGCGUUUCCGUCGCACGCGCCGAGGGUGAUGAAGAUCGACUGCGCGAGAGGCACGGUGAAGAUGAUCGGCCCGGAGUUUGAAGGGCGGUACAAGUGGGGCGGCGGCGCGGUGGAUUUGGAAGGACGCGUGUACGGCAUGCCGAGCGACACGGAUUGCGUGUUACGGAUACACACGGACACGGAGCGCGUGGACACGAUCGGGCACGGGAAGCUGCCGACGUAUAAGAACAAAUGGCAGGGCGGGGUUUUAGCCCCGGACGGGUGCAUCUACGCCAUACCCGGCGACGCGACGAGCGUGUUGAAGAUCGAUCCGCCGACGGGAACGGUGACGCUCGUGGGCCAACUCGGCGAAGAGCCGGACAAGUGGCAGGGCGGGUUCCUCGGUUCGGACGGGAUCAUCUACGGAAUCCCGGAGAACGCGGAUAAAAUAUUGAGGAUCAUUCCGCCGAGCGUGGACGAGGAGGGGAUGGCGAAGGCGAUGCGAGCCGCGGCCGCGUCGGGCGCGGCCGCGGUGGGGGUCGUGAAGGAAGACGCGGGGAAAGGGAAGACGGCAUCCGCCGGCGACGACGGCGGCGGCCGAGGGACGCUCGCGGCCAUCGCCGCCGCGGCGGCGGCGCUUCUCCUCGCGCUCGUGAUUCGCAAUAGACUCGUUUAG